ACAAUACGCGAGAGGUUCAAGUUCUCGGUUCGGAUUUUUCCGGCUGUAGUCGGCUCAGGGAAUGCAGACGCCGAAGCGUGCAGACUAUAGUGUAGCCAGUGGAGACGGGCAAAUAAAAGAAGGGGAAAAGGGACAAACAGCUCCAACGACUACACAAGAAAAGCGGCGGAAAAUAAAACCAGCAGGUAGACGUUGUCGCAUUCCAUGACAGUGACUGGGCGGACCUAAACUGUAUCCCACCGGCCCGUAGAGCUCAUUUAACACAUGCACAAGAAGAAAUACUGGCAAAUGUCAAUAAUAGGAGUCAAACGGGCGGCUUGUGAGGGAUCAGAGCUCUGAGACUGGCUGGCGGAGCCCCGUUAAGACGCACAAGCGGAUUAGGACUCGCGAGCAGGUGCCUUUGUUGGCUCGCGCCGUUGCUAGUGGAGACCCGCAGUAGCCCGACGCGCUUCUGUAAAAUUAAUGCCUCCAAAUGAGCGUCUCUUCAGCAAACGGGGAAUAAAACGCGCCUGGCAGUUCUAGGAGUUUUUAACCAAAUGCAAGUUCUGGCACCAUGUUCUACGGUUCCUCAUCAGCCAGCAUGUCUCUGCCAUCCAAGAACCGCCUGAAGCGUCAGAGUCGCACUUUUACACAGGUUCUGUACCGGACACUAAGCUAUCGGGAUCGUCGUUCUGUGACCGACCUACCCGAGCAGGUACGGGACGAUCCAUCUGAGCUGUCCACCCAAUCAUCUGCACCGGGUGUCUUGAAGAUAUUUGGUGAUGAAAUCAGCGCUGGCGCUAACUACAAAAGCGUUCUCGCCACACCUCGUUCCAGUGCCCAGGAGUUGAUCAAAGAGGCGCUUGAGCGCUAUUCUCUAAACAAGGCCUCGGCCUGUAGCUACGUGUUAUGUGACGUGAUUGGACGGUUUGAGGGCCCAGAUCGACGGUGGCGGACUGAGUGCCUACGGGCGUUAGGAAACAAUGAGAAACCCCUACUCUUGCAGGACCUCUGGAAGCCAAAGGAGGGUUACUCUCGUCGCUUUGAGCUCAGAAGAAGAGCCGAGGUUGAGGAACUGGCAGCAAAAGAGAAGGACACAGUCACUGCAGGGACCCACACAAACUCCCCUGUGCUAUCUGCAACCUUGAGUAGAAGCGGGCAUGGUAGAUGCCAUCGGAGCUCCCCCCGGGGCUGGCGUUUGAUACAGCCCUGUACAACUAUUGUUAAAGAUAUCAAUGCUCAAGCAAGGAAGCUACAAAGAAACCGUGCUAAAGGAACAAUGACGCUCCAGCACGGCUCCUCAUUUUGCCGUAGCCUCAGUGAAACCAGCCUUAAUUUGGUGGGUCUGCCUGGUGAGGAACCUAAACGGUACUACUCCACCCUCCCAGGACCAAUCAGAACACGCUCGGCACGAGACGCAGAGACCCGUAAAGAACGAGAUGGGGGUGGAGUUAAACACUCUCUCUACCAAUCACCACACUUGCUGCUGCUUCAAGGGUACAACCAACAGGAUUGCCUGGUUUACCUGUUGAAUCGAGAGCAGCACACAGUUGGUCAGGAAACAGCAUCAGCACGACCAAAUAUCUGCCUGUCAUCUCCGGAUGUGCUUCCACUUCACUGCCGAAUACGCCGUGCACCUCAACGGCGCUCUUCCUCGGACCAGCGAUUACUUCUGGAGCCCGUCGCCCACGGCAAUGUGCUGGUUAACUUCAUGCGUAUUGAGCGUCCCACUCCACUACGUCAUGGGGAUUUGCUGUCCUUUGGUGCUCAUUAUAUCUUCCUAUACAAAGACCCAUUAAGUGCGAAACCUCUUCCUGCUCAAACUCUCACUCGACUUCGGGCACUGGCACGACUAUGCGAAAGCGAGUCGGGGAGCGUGUCUGAGAAAGGAGAGGCAUGUCGUAUGUGUGGGGCCGUAUUGCACGAACCGGUGGCGUCUCGGCGCAGCACUAAGGCUCCUGCGCGAGGUGCACAGAAACGAAAGCUCGCGCUGGAAUUUGAGCGGGCUCACGAGGAUGCGCUGGUGAACCGAGUGCUGACGCUUAUUGAGCCGAGCGGAGAUGACCACAAGCUGACACCAGCAUAUUUGCUUUGUCUAUGCAUCAAGCACUCAGCUAAUACAUUUCCACCUGGCAGCUUCGGUAAACUAUUGCUGAAAAUUGCCAAGAGGAUUCAGACCAUAGCAUGGGAGAAGACAAAGGAGUUGGCACAGAAGCAAGCUCAGCAUCAAGAUCCUGCCUCGCUGUCGCUGCUCAGCAUCUCAGACCUUGUACCCGAUCUCCAGUUCAUUUUCUUCUGGAUGUCAAAUGCCAUCGAAAUACUGUAUUUUAUCCAGCAGAAAUCACCUGCUUACAUGCAGACUAUUGAGCUCAUGGAUGAUAAAGCGGGAUCUAAAGAAUCUCUCCUCUCAGCGACAAUAUCAGCAAACGAAGAAGCUAUGACCAUACUAGAGGAAGUGAUUAUGUACACCUUUCAGCAGUGUGUUUACUACAUCACUAAGACCUUGUAUGUUGUGCUGCCAGGCCUGUUGGACUGUAACCCAUUUGGGACGGAGUCUUCAUCAGAGCAGUGCCGGCGGGCUGUUGGAGUGUGUGUGUGUGCUGUGUGUGUGAUGCCAGAGGCAGUUCGCAGAGUGGUGAGUGUGUUUCAGACUACAUCAGACCUGCUGCAGCAGUACCAGGUUCAUUCAGAGAUUCAGAGUCAAAUGUUCGCCUACCUCUUCUUCUUCACCAACGUCUCACUCUUUAAUCAACUCAUCGAUAAAGGCCCCGCACGUGGCUGGUUUCAGCGUUCUCGGGUUCUGCAGAUCCAGGCUAGUGUGAAGAUGCUACUGGACUGGGCUAAAGGGGCGGGACACAGUCAUCUCGCCCAGAAAUUCUUUGCCAAAUUCUGUAGCGCUGUGAGCAUCCUGGCCACACCCCCACAACAGCUUUCCCAGAUGAGUUGGAAAGCUUUGUGUGCAGAGCAUCCAUCUCUGAAGCCUGUCCAGCUACAUAGAAUCCUCACACAGUACCAGCUCAUGGCGGAGCUUGGUCCUCUACCAAUCUGGCAACCCAGCAGUGAAGAUGAGGCGUAUAUCUACAGAACAGUUGAUCUACUAGAGAGUUUUGAGAACCACCCUCCUAUUGUGCUGCCGAGUGCUGGAUUUAAGGUGGACCUGGAGAGUGACAGUGUGGAGGACAGUAUAUACCGUCAACUACUUUACGUUCGACAUUUCCUUUGGGGUCUUCGUACCAAGACCCAUCCUUCUAAUGGCUGUGCAGACCGUCAGGAUGUCCAGCGUGAGCCUCCUCAGCCUCACUCCAGUCCACAUCCGGCACCUCCUAUGCGUGGGGAGGGAGAAGGGGAGGUGCGGGGCUCCUCCAUGGGAAGAGGAGAGGGAGCUGGAGCCGAGGAACGACCCCGGGACAAGCCGCCACAUAGCAUUCACUACAGAAACGGGACCAGCAUCCGUUAUGCCAACCAAACCCAAGCGACAGACUCUUCCUGUAUACUGACUCCACCUAAUACGCCCCUCUAUCCGGAACACACGUAUAUACACUCCAACACACAGUCCAAUCCAGCCCACUACCCUGAGCAUGCUUCACAAGAGCACACACAUACACACUCUCACACAAAGUCCAAUGGUUGCAUGCGUUCAACUCCAGAGCACAAGAAAAUCAAUGGCUACAUCAGCAAUGGCAUUGAAGGCCCUUUGAGUGGUUGUGGUUUUCCUUUCCCUGUCCCUGUCUCUCAUCUGGCCCCAAACUCUGAUGAUAUCUGUUCCGUCUUUGUAGUGGACCUGGAUAAAGGACCUUACGGCCUGGGAAUGGGACUUAUCGAUGGACUUCACACCCCUUUGAAUUCUCCUGGAAUCUACAUCAGGACACUGAUUCCAGAUGGACCAGCUGCUGCAGAUGGGCGACUUUGCAUUGGUGACAGAAUCCUGGCAGUGAAUGGGACCAGUCUCAUUGGAGCAGACUACCAGAGUGCCGUGGAUUUGAUUCGUCUGGGGGGAGGACGGCUCCGGUUUCUUGUCGCCAAAUCAGAUCUUGAAGUAUCAGAGAAGAUCAGUGCCUCUUCCUGCUGAGAGAGAGGCUGCAAGUGUGACCCUCUACCUAGACGAAAUUUGAGGAGCACAGCGAUUCCUCCUUUCCGAGACUGGAGAACAAGCACACUAUAGGACCUCUCAGCGACUACAGCUCUCUAUCUCAGCCCUGUACAAUACUGCACUCUUUCUCAUUCAGAAUGACAGUUUGACAUCUCUGUCUUAUGUUACCUCUUAGCCAAUCUUGGUUAGUUUCUUGAAUGUCAAGGAAUAUCGAAAGGGAUGGUAUUUGUGCGUGUAAUCUGGCUGAUACUGUAAAAACAAAUUAAUAUUUAUAUGAUAGCAGACAUGAAAUGGGGCAAAAGUGGGGUUUUAAGAACAAACAAACAAGAAAACAAUAGAAUAAAACAGAAACAUUUCAAAAGCCUCGCUUAAAGGCACAAAUGAGUCUUUAUCUUAUCAUUAAUGGUUGAUUAAAAAGAUCUGAGAGGAAUCUCUUCCGAAAUUUCAUUCUUCAUUUUUCAUUGAUAAAAGCUUGUCUCUUUUACAUUGAUAGCAAACAAAAAAUUGACUCAAAUACUUGAUGGUUUUCUCGUUGAACUUAUAUAUUAAGUUAAACAACUGCACUUCAAGAGCCUCAUUUCAUGGUGCAACUUUCUUUCUGUAUAAAUAUCCUAAAAUUCUCAGUUUCCUAUGUUAGCAGUAUUUACAACGGCAAUGACUUUAAGUUCACUAACUCACAAACUGCAUAUACACAAGCAUAUAUCGUUUUCAAAAUGCUAAAAUGUUAAUAUACGACAUAGAAUUCAUAAUAUAAGCUCUUUUGUUUAUAUUUGAGAGGACAUAACUCUGCACAAGUUUUUGAAUACAAAAGUGUUUAUUUUUUCCAUUAUUUCAUGUUUGUACUAAAUCUGUAUUGCAAUAUUUCAUAAAUGCAUUUUUUUCUCAGUUGAACUUGUAUUUGGAAGAUUUAUAUGGUAAUAUACCUUGCUAUUAAAUCGAACGUUGAGAAGUCAAA
Labeo rohita (rohu) is the source of this 5024-nucleotide messenger RNA. It is a transcript of the gene radil, whose product is annotated as Ras association and DIL domains. Bases 554 to 4048 code for a protein of 1164 amino acids. The record is from RefSeq and is a predicted model, not a curated record. The transcript has 17 exons. Gene Ontology annotation, cellular component: microtubule. Gene Ontology annotation, molecular function: GTPase binding. Gene Ontology annotation, biological process: signal transduction; neural crest cell migration; substrate adhesion-dependent cell spreading. Lineage: Eukaryota; Metazoa; Chordata; Actinopteri; Cypriniformes; Cyprinidae.